GUGGGGGGCUUUCACACACACGCAAGUCGUGUGCCUUUCUUUCUUCCUAUUUUUCUUCUUCUUCUUCUUCGUCGUGUACCUGUUUUGUGGCGUUGCAAGUGGCAGGUUGGGCCUCACUCAGCAACCGUCCAUCCGAUCGUGCGCACACGCCGGCCCAGCGACCCUCCUACACACAACACUCUGUCCUCUUCCUUUUAUUUAUUAUUACUAUUUAAUUUUUUUUUUCGUUUUGCCCACCUGGGGUCCCGUUCUUUUUCCGCGUUUUCUGUUAACACUUGCCAUCGAGUGUUUUGUAACGUCUGCGCAUGUGCAGAAGACGACGGGGAAAAAAGCAAAAAAAAAAAAAGGAAGACGACAUUCGAAGUGAAUUUUUGUUCUGAAUGUUUGACCAACACUACCAGCGUCCAAUACUUUGAAGUGUUGGGGUCUGUGUGUUUUUUUUGUGAGAAGAAAAACAACAAAGUGUUUUUUGGUCGAUGUGUCUCGUGUUUUGGGACGAUUUUUAGGAGUGGCUUUUUUGCGACGACCUUCCAGCAAACGGAACGGAAGGAAAUCAUUAAGAGGCGACUGAACCGAACCAUUUCCCACGUGUGUGCUAUGAAUGUGUAUUCAGCUGGCUGAUUGUUUUGCUUUCGUCGCCUCCGUUGAAAAGAAACCGCGUACUACAAUCCGAAGUGAUUUUUCUGCUCGUUUCCCGCUGGCGCAACUGGUUCCCCUCUUCAUUUUCAAAUAACGACCAACCUUGAACGGAUAUUGAAAAUGCAAGUCCACUUGAUUGGAGGGCGAGCCUGCGAUGUGGAAGACAUGGACAUGGACGCGCAUCUGCAUAAUCACGUUGGAUUCAGUCAAAGACGCAAUGCGUCUUUGCAACGGAGCCAAGAUUCCGGUGCGCUGACUGAUUGGUCGGCCGGAAGCCGUGCCAGCCCCACCAGGCAAUCGUGCCACAGUCUCGAACAAGAUGACUCGCACAAAUACGUCACUGUAUUGUCCGUCAAUGGCGGACUCAAUUUCCAACGCCGUCAAGUGCAGCCGCAAAACGACAGCCUCAUCCAAUCGGAUCCGGAUGAUUUUGUCACCGUUCUAUCGAUCGGAUCGCGUCAAACGAAAAACGACAAAGAAGAAGAAGUAGAAGAAGAAGAAUGCGAACCCGUUUCAAUGGCUGUCGGCAGCGUUUGCCUGAGUUUGUCCGGCUUCGUCGAAGAAGUGGCUUGCGUAACGAGACGCCCCGGACAGAAAUUGGGCUUCGGUUUGAAGUUCGACGGCGGUAACGAAUGCGACGUGCCCAUUCAACGUCUCUUUGUCCAAUGCUGCGCCGAAGGCAGUCCAGCUUCCAAGGUCCGAUGCUCAUGGGGCCGGCUCGUCGAAGCGGACGAGAUCAUUGAGAUUGACGGAGUUGACAUUCGUAACGCGCUCAAUCGACUCGAGGUCGUCAGCAAGUUGAAAGACGGCCAGGACGUGCUGUCACUGAAAAUCCGUCACUACUGGGACGAGAGCAAGCGGAUCGGCAUUAUGGAACAGUUAAACAGGCUAAACAGCGUCUUUUCGACGCCCAGUCCGGCCGUCUGCCAUCCUGUCGUCGACUCGAAACCGCCUGUCACUCGAAAGAUGUCCACCCGUCAACAGCAAGAGCGAGCCGUCGACGUUCCAGAAGAGCUGCUCACUCAGUCGGUGGUGCGAACCGGUCAGCGUCCCACCGCAUGGAAAGGUCAUCCGCUAAUCGAUGAACCACCUCCUCCGGUACCCCCGAGGCGUAAGAGACGCAGCAAAUUGGCCCACAGCAAAUCGGGGGCCACGAGCAAGACGAUCAUCUGUCGCUCGUUGUCUUCCGAUGAAGUCCUCGUCAACGGUAACCGCGUUACAGCCACGGGCGCUGUGACCGCCACGACGCCCAGCAAACCGCCGCGCAAUCACCGGCCGCAUUCGCGCAGCUUCAACGCCACGCACAGCAAUAAUAACAAGGACGAUCGUGAAACGCAAGAGCUUCAAGCGCCCGCCACGCUGCCCAGGACGAAAGAAUUUAUUGGUCAGCAACUAGCGCCGCCCGAGCCGAAAGAGCGGACGCGUCGCAAUACGUUGUUGACGAUCAACGCUGAUUGGUGCGCACCGCAGCCGGCUGAGGUCUACACCAAUUUGAUUGCCGAAGAAGACAAACGACUCAUGUCGAUCGACACUUGCUCAGCCACCGAAUCGGAGAGCGAAUCCAGUUCGAGCGUGUCCACCGUGGUGGACAAUUGGUCCGUUGUCAGUUCCACGUCCGGAGGCGAUCCGUUUGGCGAUUUCAGCGAACAGGAAGAGUAUCGCGAAUUUUCUCAUCAACCGGCUGAUGAGAAACGGGCGAAUCAAAUGAUAAUUGAACAGCAGCAGCAGCAGCAGCAGCUGGUGCCGGAUGUCGUGGCCGGCGAGUCGACGCUGUCCGUGCUCAUUGAACCUCCCGAAACGUUUUUGGAUGAAGGGCCGACGAGCAUUUCGCCGACGUUGUCUAGCGAAGACAAUCUUCAUCAUCAAGACGCUUCUUCCGAUUCAGGCGCAUCUUCCGGCGGCAGUGAACUUCACCUGGGCGAGUCGGAUGAAGAGUUGCGCGCUUUCCAGCAGAUGGAGAACGCCUUGGAAACGGAGAAAUUGGAGCAGACACGUAACGCCAUCUCUGAUGCAACGAUGGAAGUUGAAACCAGCUCGACCAGUGGCGCCAUCGAACGUCCAGAAGCGCCUAUUCAGCAAAGUGCCAUCUGUGUUCCAGAUGUUCAAGUCGAGGAAAAUAAUGGACCAGCGAUGGAAUGUCAAGCGGAGAAGCCAGUCAAGAGGAGUUCCAGUAGCAGCCGGAAAGAGGGCGUUCAUUCCAUGAACAAGAAAUCCGAUUUGGCCAACGGCAAUUCGUCCAAUUCCAACAAUAAAAAUAGAGCUGGAUCUAAAUUGAAUUUAAAUCGAACUCCGCUUCGAUCGAAAAUUCCACAGGCUGUGUCAACGCCCCCGCCGGCGACACGUCCAGCAUCCGCCAUUCCGUCUACGCGCAACGGCCGUCCGUUGGCAAACAAUAGAGCGUCGAAUAUUGUAGGUCCCAAAGUGGUCAACAAAACCAGUACGGUCAGCAACAGCAUUGCGGUCCGGCAACAGAAUCAUUACAAUAGCAGCAUCCAGUCCAGCCGGAUGUUAUCGACCAAAACCACGCCCACUAUUAGCCAGCAGAGAAUAGGAUCGAACGAGACCAAGUCGACUGUCGCCGCGUCCAGUUCGACGAAUCUGCUCAAGAGCGUGAAACCGGGAUUACCUCAAGCGACAACGGCCAUUCAUGGCAGCCGAAUCCCACGGCCCAGUAGCUCUUCCGGUGGCCAGCCGGCUAAAAGCAGCCCGUCAGCUGCAACGGCACGACUUGCGAGCCACGCUAGUAGCUCAUCGUCGGCCAUGUUGGCUGCUGCUCACCGUCAUCCCUCGUCUCCUUCGUUAUUAUUACAAGCCAACAACAGGACGACGACAACAACAAGCGGGGUCAAAUCUUGCAUUCCUUCGCAUCUGCACAAGUCGACGAGUCGUCUCCAGCUCACGCACAACAAAGGUGAGUCCUCUCUCAGGUCUGACCUGGUUUCAGCCCACUGAAAGGAGAAGAAUAGAGCAAAGAAGGAAAAACGCUUUUCUUUUUCCCAUAUCUUUUAUUACAGUCUCUUCGCUCUCUUCAUCAAACCAACACACACACACAAUCUAUUUUGUGUUCCAGUUUUUUUUGCGCGUUGUGUUCUUGUGUAUUUUUUUACUUUGACGACUGUACGCCACAAUGGAAACCCCCUCCUCAUUCUUUUAUUUGAAUAUCCCCAUUACCUACAUCCCAUUUCUUUUUUGUUUUGUUUACCUGUUCGAAUGUAGUUGAUUGUCAGUACCGCGCUCGUGUAAUAACUAUAUGGCUUUUUAUACACCUACUUACCCCGCCUUUAUA
This is a messenger RNA of Daphnia carinata, 3925 nucleotides long. Its product is annotated as serine-rich adhesin for platelets-like. The transcript has 3 exons. NCBI's taxonomy places the organism in Eukaryota, Metazoa, Arthropoda, Branchiopoda, Diplostraca, Daphniidae. The record is from RefSeq and is a predicted model, not a curated record. The coding region runs from base 760 to 3591 and encodes 943 amino acids. Gene Ontology annotation, molecular function: protein binding.